Messenger RNA from Phodopus roborovskii (desert hamster), 3222 nucleotides. RefSeq names its product acetoacetyl-CoA synthetase (gene Aacs). The coding region runs from base 164 to 2182 and encodes 672 amino acids. Gene Ontology annotation, cellular component: cytosol. Gene Ontology annotation, biological process: lipid metabolic process; positive regulation of insulin secretion. The record is from RefSeq and is a predicted model, not a curated record. Lineage: Eukaryota; Metazoa; Chordata; Mammalia; Rodentia; Cricetidae. The transcript has 18 exons. Gene Ontology annotation, molecular function: acetoacetate-CoA ligase activity.
GCGUGUGGGCGUGGCCAUGCUGGGUGUCCCGCAGGCCGCGCCGGUGCUGGCUCAGUCUCGCGCCGUCGUUAGUCCGCGCUGUGUUUAGUCGCUUGGCGCCUUGCGCUCUACGCCGUCCCCGCAGUCCCUGCCCGGCAGACCCCGGCCACGCAACUCCGCAACCAUGUCCAAGCUGGCACAGCUCGGGCGCGAGGAGAUUAUGGAGUGCCAGGUGAUGUGGGAGCCUGACAGCAAGAAGGACACGCAGAUGGACGGCUUCCGGGCGGCCGUGGGUGCCGCCUGCGGCCUGGCUCUGGGGAAUUAUGAUGACUUGUACCACUGGUCUGUGCGGUCAUAUUCAGACUUCUGGGCCGAGUUCUGGAAGUUCAGUGGAAUCGUCUACUCACGAAUGUAUGAUGAGGUGGUGGACGCAUCCAAAGGAAUUGCAGAUGUCCCUGAGUGGUUCAGAGGCAGCCGCCUCAACUAUGCUGAGAACCUCCUACGCUACAAGGAGAAUGACAAAGUCGCCCUUUAUGUGGCCAGGGAAGGCAGAGAGGAGAUCGUGAAGGUGACCUUUGAAGAGCUGCGGCAGCAGGUGGCUGUGUUUGCAGCAGCCAUGAGGAAGAUGGGUGUGAAGAAAGGGGACCGUGUAGUCGGUUAUCUACCCAACAGUGCACAUGCCGUGGAGGCCAUGCUGGCUGCUGCCAGUAUUGGAGCCAUCUGGAGUUCUACCUCACCAGACUUUGGUGUGAAUGGUGUCCUGGAUCGGUUUUCUCAAAUUCAGCCGAAGCUUAUCUUCUCAGUGGAAGCUGUUGUCUACAAUGGCAAGGAGCACGGCCACCUGGAGAAGCUGCAGCGAGUUGUGAAAGGACUUCCUGACCUGCAGAGAGUGGUGCUGAUCCCCUAUGUCCUCCCAAGGGAGAAGAUAGACAUUUCCAAGAUCCCCAACAGUGUGUUCCUGGAUGAUUUCCUGGCAAGCGGGACAGGCGCGCAGGCACCUCAGCUAGAGUUCGAACAGCUGCCUUUUAGCCAUCCUCUAUUCAUCAUGUUCUCCUCGGGCACGACAGGAGCACCCAAGUGCAUGGUGCACUCUGCUGGGGGCACCCUCAUCCAGCACCUGAAGGAGCACAUACUACACGGCAACAUGACGAGCAGCGACAUUCUGCUCUACUACACAACGGUCGGCUGGAUGAUGUGGAACUGGAUGGUGUCAGCCCUGGCCACAGGUGCAUCCUUGGUCUUGUAUGAUGGCUCUCCGCUGGUCCCAACACCCAAUGUGUUGUGGGACCUUGUGGACAGGAUAGGUAUCACCAUCCUGGGAACUGGAGCCAAGUGGCUGUCAGUGUUGGAGGAGAAGGACAUGAAGCCAGUGGAAACUCACAACCUCCACACGCUCCACACGAUCCUGUCCACUGGCUCACCACUGAAAGCCCAGAGCUACGAGUACGUGUACAAAUGCGUCAAGAGCAGUGUACUCCUUGGCUCCAUCUCAGGUGGCACUGACAUCAUCUCCUGUUUCAUGGGCCAGAACUCAUCUAUCCCUGUGUAUAAGGGUGAGAUUCAAGCCCGGAACCUUGGCAUGGCCGUGGAAGCCUGGGACGAGGAAGGGAAGGCCGUCUGGGGAGAGAGUGGCGAGCUGGUGUGUACCAAGCCCAUCCCCUGCCAGCCCACGCACUUCUGGAACGACGAGAAUGGCAGCAAGUACAGGAAGGCUUACUUCUCCAAAUUCCCUGGUAUCUGGGCACACGGCGACUAUUGCAGGAUCAAUCCUAAGACAGGAGGCAUCGUCAUGCUGGGCCGGAGUGAUGGCACCCUCAACCCCAAUGGAGUACGCUUCGGCAGCUCAGAGAUCUACAACAUAGUGGAAGCCUUUGACGAGGUGGAGGACAGCCUGUGUGUCCCCCAGUACAACAGGGAUGGCGAGGAGCGGGUGGUCCUGUUUCUGAAGAUGGCGUCUGGGCACACCUUCCAGCCUGAUCUCGUGAAGCGCAUCCGUGAUGCCAUCCGCCUUGGCCUGUCGGCUCGCCAUGUGCCCAGCCUCAUCCUGGAGACUCGGGGCAUUCCAUACACACUCAAUGGCAAGAAAGUGGAGGUCGCUGUGAAGCAGGUGAUGGCUGGCAGGGCUGUGGAGCACCGGGGGGCCUUCUCCAACCCAGAGACCCUGGACCUUUACCGGAACAUCCCUGAACUGCAGGACUUCUGAGCCAACGGCUCGCACACCGUCUGUCCGUGCAUGUGAUGGAACUUAGGGACACUUUAGAGACAACAACUGCUCCAGAUGGCCCUGGGCACUGCACAUUCCGUGGGCUCGGAAAUAUCAUUCCUGUUUUGGAGUCAUUGGUGGGGACCAAAAUGUGCCUGGCCUUCAGAGACCAAAAGAGCACACGGGGGCUUGUCUUGGCCCUGCUGCUGUAAGUCGGCACACAGCCUUGCAGGUGCGGGGUUGGUAGCAUUUGGUGACAGCACACCGGAGGAGCGAUGUGGCCUUCAGCCUCAGGAGCCCACUGUCCCAUCUUGCUCUAUGAAGGUGAAAUACCUAUACUUCCUGUCCUUAAGUGGCCUGGCUCUCUCAGCUGUAUUGUCCUCUCAAGAGCUGGCUGAAGCCAGGGUACCUGGCCCAGUGUGCCUGUCAUCUCACAGCUGGCUGUUGGGAUCCCUGGGCUGACGGCUCAUAUACUGUCUGCCAUGGCCAGAACACCAUUCUAGGGAAUUGUGAGCGACACUCCAGCCAGCCAAGAGCUCUCUGCUGUGGCAAGUCCCCUCUGCUGGCUACUGUCUUUGCCCAUCUCUGGGUCUUAAUAGCACAGUGUUUGAACAGGUCAGAUGUUUUGAAGUUAACUGAGGAUCUGGUGUCUGGGGGCACUUGAACCCCUGGGUGGUACCCAUGCCAUCACUUAGGUGUGUGCUGGGAUCCUGGAGUCCUUCAGGGAUGGAGCUGCCUGGCUUCAGAGGGAGAUGGUAUGCUCCCUCUUCGUGCCUGGGCUCUUUCUGUUGUGACCAUCCUCUGCACUUGCAAAUGGACUCUCAGGCUUGGUCAUCAGGACUCGACGGUGCUUCUCAUCCAGUAUGUGGAGUAUGUCACAAAUCCUGGUGAUUUUUUUUGUAUUUUUUUUUUUUUUUUUUUUUUAAAGCUGAGCACAAUGUCAAACCUUUUGAAAAUGUCCUGGAUUUUAAGUCUAUAAGGGAAAAGUGCUAUGAAGAAUUUUAUGGAAUAAACUUGUGCCAUGCACACCUGUACAUGCA